Messenger RNA from Echinops telfairi (small Madagascar hedgehog), 10095 nucleotides. RefSeq names its product ciliogenesis and planar polarity effector complex subunit 1 (gene CPLANE1). Lineage: Eukaryota; Metazoa; Chordata; Mammalia; Afrosoricida; Tenrecidae. The record is from RefSeq and is a predicted model, not a curated record. Gene Ontology annotation, biological process: cilium assembly. Gene Ontology annotation, cellular component: ciliary transition zone. The coding region runs from base 42 to 9746 and encodes 3234 amino acids. The transcript is spliced from 53 exons.
AUGGUGAUUUAUUCAACCAAUUAUCUAUACUCUUGACAAGCAUGGAGAUAAGAUUAGAAGUUUUGACAUCAACAAGUAUCAAGCAGAAAAAACCCUGGCCGCGAGUCUCUUGGUUGGGACAGGAAAAUGAAUCUGUUUUUCUUUUGGAUGAUAAAUUCAUAAAUGAAAUUAAUUUAAGAUCAGGAAGGACAACAAAGAAAAUUCCCAUUCUGCAGCCUGUGUUGAAGGAUGCUAUUGCACUAACAACAUCCAGUAAUGAUGCUUGGCUGGCUGGGGUACUCACUACAGGAGAGCUUUUUCUUUGGAACAAAGAUAAAGAUUGCUUGAAAAUUAUACAAGCAGCUAAAGAGCCUCAGGAAAUGAUUAAAGCUGCUGUAGCAAGCUCUUUGAGACUGUAUUUAUAUGUAUCUGGAAAUGGAAAGAGAGUCCUGCUCACUACACUUUCCGGAUGCUUAUUCCUUUGGGAGCAUUUGGAUGCUAAGAGUGUCCUGUCUUCUAAAAGCCCUUCUCUGGUGGGCCAGUGGUCCCAUGUCAGACCUGAAGAAACAGUUCUUCUGCCUUCCACCGAAGACAAGGAAGCUGCAGUGCAUGCUGUUUUUAUAAACAAUGAGUUAUUUGGAGAUUGCUGCUUGUGUUCGUUUGCAUUUUAUUCUGGGGACUACCUUAAGUUAACAUUUCUGGCAACUCGGUGGCAUGAGCAUGUAUUUACCCCUAUAAGAUCAUUGCUAUAUCGUGUUCAUUGGGCACAACAAGACUGUUUCCUUGGCAGUCUCAUUCCUAAGUGUGAAUCAGUGAAGUCCAGAGGAGCUCUGAUUUCUGCCUUUUCAAGAGAUGGCCUUACCCUGGCAGUAGCUCUCAAUCAGAGAGACCCAAAGGCAACUCAGGUAUUAUUUAUAAACACACUGAAUUUUGCAACCACCUCUGGUAGCCUUAAAGGAUGUAGUAACAAGAAUCCUGUCCUUCCAGCUGCACUUACCAGGUCCUACUGGGUAGGUGAUAUCAGCUGGACACAUGAUAAUCUUUUUCUGGCUUGCAUGUUAAAGCGUGGCUCCCUGGUUUUACUGACCUCCCAGGGCGAGUUGCUAACGUUAGUUACAUUUGGUUGCUCUAUAGAAUUUGGACCAGCUGAAUUUAUUCCAUUUCAUCCACUAAUAACAUAUAGACCUCAGCAGUUUACAUUUCAAGAUUCAAAUAAUUCUGUAGAUUCAUCGGCUUCUGAUGGUGAUCCUACAAGGCAGAGGUUUUCUGUAAAAGCACAUUCCUGGCUCCCCUACCUCAUUAUUUCUGAUGGCUAUAUGGUCACAACCCUUCGGUUUCUUGAUAAGCUGUCUCCGUCAGUUCUCAUGAGAUCACUUCUACUUGAUUCAACCCAGAGGCUGGAGAAAACAUACCAAAGUGUGAUAUUGUCCAAGCCCAGAGGGAAAGGACUGAACCUCCGAUCACUGGAUUCCCUAAGGUCUAGUCUGUUAAAACACCAAGGAAAUGACACUUCAGUUGAUUCAACUGUCCCCAAAUUCUUACAGAUAGAAGAAACAUUGGAGUUAAAUGAAAAAACAGGGGAUUUGCAAGAUUUUGAAAUGGAAGAAAUUAAUGAAGGCAAACACUUUCCAAAUAGCCCAUUUCCAUUUUGGAACCAAAAAAAUGAUCCAUUAUUUAGUAGUUUCAAGGAGGGAAGAUUAGAAUUUGCGUCUAUGUUUGAUACGAUACAUGCAAAGAAUGACACAGAGGAGGCAGGUGGGACCAUUACUGAACUGCACUCUAUCCAGAAAAAUCUCCUUGCAGCAUGGAAUAUAGGAAUUUCAAAAAAUGUGACCGAAAAAAAUGUCAUGCUAAAUUACACAGUCAUUUGUAUUACUCAUUUUUUAUACAUUCUUCAGUUUGUCAAAUGUCCUUUCCCUAAACUUGAUAUUUUUUCAGGUAAGAGCCCAAGAGAUAAUGCAUGGGUGCUUUGUAUCUUUCAACUUUUUCAUCAUUGUUUAUCAAUCCAAUACUGGGAUAUGAGACAUAAACAAGACUUGGGACAUUUGGUAAAACUGACUUCACAUACCAUGAAACUUUUGUUGAAUCAGCAACAACUAGAUCAAUCAUUCUCAGAGAAGCUUUUAGCCUGUUUUUAUUUACUCAGAAUGGUGGCUUCCAACUUAAAUGGUGUAUAUCAACUUCAACCUGAAAUUAUUUUUACAUCAACUGAUGGAAAUAGAACAACAAAUCAAGACUCCUUGGUGGUACCUAUUUUCCAAAUGUUUCAAAGCUAUGGCCCUCAGGAAAAGUGGUCUUGGGACUCACCUUUCAAGAUACAACCUCAAGUCGUAAAUCUUGUUCAACAGCCAUGCCACAGAUUAAUAACUCUCUGGAGAAUAUUGUACCAAAAAUCAUUAUGGUAUCAAGCACAAUUAAGUCGAAGAGUUUUUAAAGGUGACAGGCAGUUGACCGAAGCCGUGACACAUGAAGCAUCUAUUGUCAGAUCCCUGCUCUGUCAUGUACAGGCUAACUUACAGGCUGCUGGAGAUCACUUGAGCCAAACCUUAGAACUGAAAUCUAUAAAUGGUGAAGAACAUUUUCUGUUAGGAUCAUAUGAAAAAUCUGUUCUGCUGUGGAAGAAAGCUCUACAAGAAACUCUAGAGAAAGGAGGAAAAAGGACUUCCUUUCUUCAGAUUCGCUAUUAUCUUUCUCUCUUGUACUGCCAUCUGUAUACCUAUAAUUUGAACGACGCUCAAGGAUUGUGUGAUCAUCUAGUAAGAGAAAUACUGAAAUGGUCCCGCCUACCUGUACAGCACAAUGAAGAGUGUUCAGGUCCCAAGAAGACUCCCUGUGAGUUUGGAAUGGCAGACCAUGUCCACCCUGAGGCAGCAGUGAGGGUGAUUCAGUCCAUGGCUCGGUUCAUGGCCGCCUAUUUCACCAAUCAGCUGCUUUGCAUUCUGCCACCUCACAAUGUGAAUGUUCUUCCCCCACUUCAUGUUAAAACAGAGCAGUCCCUUCGAUUGAUUCCUCUACAACAUUCGAAGGUGGCCAGUGUUGUGAGAGACCAGAAUCUCUCUAAUAUGUGGACAGUUGAAUAUGCACUUGAAUUAUUACUUAUUGGUGGCCUGGUUCCAGAAGCAGUGUGGUUGGCCCAUAAACUUGGAGACUGGAAGACAUCUGUAUCUAUUGGUGUGGCUUUCCAACUGUUCUGUAAGCAUGAUAGCAAUUUCACAAGAAAUCUUAAUAAUACUUAUCCCAAGAAAACCAGUGAUGACCUUUGGUUUCUAUACAUUCCAGGUAUUUCAUACAAGUGGGAUUUCCCUCAGCAUCUUGAUUAUCCCAUUGAGGAGGAAGACGCAAAUCAUCUCUGUGGGUCAGUGCAAGAAGUCCUGAAAGCAGCAGUGAUGGCUGACGCAGAUAUUCUCUCAGACACAUUUCAGCUUUUGAUCAGCUCUGCCAAGGACUUCAGUAAGAGACUUUGGGGCUUAGUGCCAGCCGGCUUGUAUCUUCCAGCUCCUCCAUUAUAUUGCCCUCAGCCAGCUUGUCUUAGUGAAGAAGAUGGUGAUGAUCUUCUUAUAAAAUCUGAAAAAGAUUACCGCCAGAAGGUAUCUGGAAUCCUGCAGCGUAUUCUCUUGCUCUUCCGGGCAGCUCGGUGUUCGUUUCCUGCAGCACAGUGGUACAUUCUCCAGUUGAGGUGGGCAAGAAAAGUCAUGCAGAAGAUUCGCCUAAAAGGGUCCCUUCCUUCCUUGAGUCCUUUCCCUCAGUCGCUCCUAAAUUACUGUAAAGGAGGGAUAGCAUUCUUUAGACCUGGAGCAAGUGGAGACCACAAGCUUGAGGAAGUGUCCAGUAAAGUCACCGGUUGCUUUAGAGAACUUUGUGCUUUGUGUUGGAUGCUGCAUAUCCGUGAAAAGUUGUCCUAUAGUUGCAGGCAAUAUCAGAAAGCAAGAGAAAAUAUGGGGAAGAAAAAGGAAUUUGAAGUGAAGUUUGAUUCUUGUAUGGUUGAGCACUGCCUUAGUGCUGUGGAAUGGGCUUACAGAAUGCUACCUUUCUCCCGAUUUUUGAAUAUUGAAGAACUCACUCAAGAUAUAAUUUUGAGUCUCCUUGGAGAACUGCCACCCCUCAGAAAAGUAGCAGAAAUUUUCAUGAAAGCAUUUCCCAAUCCUGAGGACGUAAGGGUUCCUUUAAGAGAAAAGUACCAUUCCCUUCAACAGAGACUCAGACACUGUGUUGUGACAGGUCCCCAAAGUGAGGAAAUUAUGUCUGUUACCAUGCAUUCGAUCCAUAAAGUGUGGGUGAAAGCUCUAAAGCGUGUGUGGAGAAAUAUAGGUCCUUUUGAGACAAACGUGUGGGAACCAAUGGAUGAAGAAAAACCAGAUGAUGCUUCAGCUUUGGACAGGCUUUCCCUGGGGACUAGUUUGAGCAGGAGUACGCUCACAGGUCUGGGGAGUUCCCUGGUUCACAGUGAUGCUGAUACAGCAGACACUUUGUCUGAAGCUCUGUCCAUGGAAGGAAAAAACAGAAUACAUUCCUAUCACAGAAAUACCUCAAGUCAUAUAGAGUUAACAUCGAAGAGUAAGCCCAAUGAAAAAAAGAAACUAUAUAAUCCAAAAGAGAACGCUAAGAGAAAAGAAGACGAGAAGUCAUCCCAAAAUACAGUUCCUGUAGUAGGUGUUUGGGAAUUUGAACGUGACGAUGACGAAUAUAUUCAAUUCCUUGAUCUCUUCUUGAGUUAUGUUCUUGAAAGAGACCUCCUUACUUCCAGGGAUCCUGGCAUUCCAUUUCUAACCAGUUUCUCGUCACAUCUCAGAGAAUACGAACUUAAUUCCUUAGUUUUUGAUGUGCAUACAACAUUAAAACGCCGUCAGGGCAAAACCCAAAGCCAGAACGUUUUCAGAGCUGGCUCUUGCUUUGCUGUUGCUCCUGAGUCAUAUGACUGUGAAAAUGCAUCGGCCAUAAACAAUGACUGCGCCAGACAUUUGGAAAACCAGGCACUUCCUGCUUCAGUAGUGGUUAAACAAGGCAUUAAACCUUUUGUUGAGAAACCUUUUGAUGGAGUCAGUAAAAAUGAAGUAAAGAGUGGAUUGUUUGGUUUAAAACAAAAGUCAAUUUACAGAAUGCAAAAUGACAGUCAGGAGAAGCCUCUAGUCCACAGAUUGUCAACCCCUGUUUCUUGGACUCCCAAUUCCAUUAACAGGAGAUGUCUUUUCAGAGCAAUUGAAAACAGCGAUCUUAUUCCUCAAGAAGAUCUUCCUCUAGCACUAAGUAAUCCAUUUGGCAGUAUUGGCAGGCUGCUCGAAUGGAUGAUAAGAUGGUCCGAUAGAAGGUUACUCUGUGAUUCUAAUAGCUUGGAGCCAUCCUGGGAGUACAGUCCAGUAAUUCGUAUAAAGACCUCUACAGCGGCCAUUCUGACAUCCUUGUGGCUUUUAGGACAACCCUAUUUUGCAACAUACAAAGCAAAAUACGGUACUAUUAUGGUUCAAGAGAAUCAUCACUCUAGAGGUCAGGCUGAACCCGAGAUUGAAGAUGAGAGUGAAGCAGAAGCCGGCUGUGCAGUUGCUCUAGCAGCUAUAGCUGGGGCUGAGGAGUCAAAGUACCGAAGCGAAUCUUGUCAGAAUAUCUUGAAAGUGCCAACUGAAGAAAAAAAAACUGAAGUAAAAGAAAUCAGUGAUGAGAUUAUUUCUGUCUCUCAUAAUCCUGACAAAGAACUUGAGAACAUUGACGAGGAUCCUUUAGAAGAAGUAGAAACAUUCACCCAAGAGGAAAUGGAUAUACACCUAGCAGACUGUGAAGAAAACACCCAAGAGCCCAUUGAAAGUCUCAGAAGUGCCAGUGUUGCUGUUUGUCUGCAGACCUUACCACAGCUUUUGGAAGUUCAUUCCACAGGAGAAGUUCAGUGUUCAAGAGAAGCACCAUUGAAGAUAAAAAUGGCAAAAAACUUGACUGAGCAGAAAAGUAUGAUUGACGGCUUUUCAACUACAGAACAUACGAUUCCUCACUCACUCUGUGAUACAAGUUCAGAGAUUUCUAGUGCACAUAUUCCUCCUUCUAAGGGUGAAUCUUCCUCAGUUCCACCUUUCGUAUCAAAAGGAGACAAUGCCUCUCCACGAACACCUGUGCCAUCACCUCGCAAGACUCAGAGAAAUGAACCCAGGACUGAAUUACCAGACUCUUCGGAUUCUGUAAGGCAAAUGCUCCAAGAUGAAAUGUUUAAAUUAGUUCAGCUGCAACAGAUCAACUUCAUGAGCCUAAUGCAGGUGGUUGGGUCGUCCUUUGCUAAUCUCCCGAAUAUACAGCAUCUUGUACAGCAGUCUCAGUCUGUGCAUUUGGUGGGAAGCCAAGUACCAAACCCCAUAAGAGGGAGUAGUGAUGUUGAAGAUACCGGUGGAAAUCUUAAGAACAGGAUUUUAAUUAAACCACAGUCCACAGGAGAAUACACCAGAGAGUGUGGCAAUCCCAGCCCACAUGGUCAGCAAAGAGUCGAGCAAUCCGAUCAAAACAGGAAUGGAAAUGUACAGAAUAUUUCACAUGAGAGUAUUCCUUUAAGUCAUUUAGAAGGCCAACCCCAAGAGAGAAGACUAACUCCAACAUCUCACAACUUACCACCCACUAUGUUGUCUCCAGCCCCUGCUGCCAAUACUCACCUGCACCUUUUGUCCAUGUCUGCCAUUCAGAAGACACCUCAGCUUAUCCCAGCAGCGAAAAUGGUCACUCCUGGUGAUGGGUUUCCUCUGCUCCAGUUCCAGCCAAAGCAUGAAUUCAAGCCACUUCCCUUGUCUACCGGAAGAGUUCCACCAGUUCCCUUCAGGCCUCUGCCACAACCAAAAGAGGCUUGGGGGGUUUCAGGUUCCUUCCAGCCUCCUCUUUCACAGAGAGACAUACACACUACUGCGGCCUCCCUCUUGAAUUUGAACCAGUACAAUCCUGAAGCCAUAAAAAAGGCAGCUGAACAGAAGAGGUGGGCAGAAACGGUAAAUACAGAAAUGCCUGCACAUCUGAACUUGGAUCAGUAUGUGGGACCAGAAAACUUUGCACCUCAAAAGAGCUCUUCAAAAUUUAUGAAACCAGAAAGGCCAUUUGAGAUUACACCCGGUCUCCAUGAGAAAUCUCCUCUGAAUUCCUCUGGACUUCCAUUACUGCACCUGCAGUUUAACCCUCCGUACAUGUUCGUGUCUGCCUCCAGAGCAUCCGUCCCUGUGCCCUCAGUCCCAGCCGGAAUGGGAGCUAGAGAGAGGAAGUACUCCCGAUUGUCAUUACUUCCUUCAUAUCCAUCCUCAGAGAACACGUAUAAAAAACCACAGCUUAUCCCACUUGAAAACCUCCUUGCAUUUAAACAAAACCAACAGAGACAAGCACACAACUUACUUGGACAAGGCGAUCCUGGACAAAUUCAGCUUCUAAAUGGAAAAAUGGAAUCAUCUGAAAUGAAACAUGAAAAGGAGAAUAAAAGAAGGCAAAGACGACGAACUCAGAAAGAGCUGCAAGAAAAAACUUCAGAGAAAUUGAGAAAAGAAUCCUGCGUGACUUUCCAACCAAAGGAGUCCGUCAUUAAUGAUAAUGACUCGGAGAUGAGACCCAAGGAACAGCAGGAACGUGAUGGUUCUCAGCCUUUGGAUGACUUUGACAUUCCUUUUGAGAUGCUCCAAGGUGACGUUACUACUUCGGCUGGAUUGCAUUUCAUGGCCUCUGUGAAGAAGAAAGCAAUAGAAAGCCAGGAUGCAAGUACAAAUACAGACCCAGUACAAGAUAAGGAAGCUGCUUCUCAAGAACUUGUUUCUGAAUGUGGUAAAAAUCAACUCAUUUCUUCAGCAUCAGAACAUGAACCCUUGCAUGUUCCUCAGCUGUUGACUCCAGAUGUAUAUGUGGACCUCAAGUUUCCCACUACAAUCUCAGAGAAACCUUUGUCACCUUUAAUGGAAGCAAAUUCGGUUGGACACACUUACAUUGAUGUGAUUGACAUUGAAGCUGACGAUCUUCAGGAAUUACCUGCCAGAGAAGAACCUUUGGAUGCUAACGUGACUAAACUGUCAGGCGAUCAUCUAGAAGGCCCAUCUUCUGCAGAGUUACAUUGUAUGGCAGCGUCACUUAAUAAUGCUGUGCCCCCCCACAAUAUUAAGAGUCAAGAAUCUGCUACUUCUGGUAUGGAUUUAGUUCUUAAACCUGCAAGCAUGUCUCCCACCUGUCUGGAUGGAAGAAGCUGGAGAGCAGGUAGUGCAGAAAUGAAGGAGCCUCGUAUGAUCUCACCUACACCAUCAGAAGUACAGCAGAACAAAGACCUAGAUCUGCUAACGUCUGAGUUCCAAUUCAAAGAGCACAGCCCAGAGCCAGCAGCUGCAGAUGAUCACCUGUUGUGGAAACUGCUGCACGAGGCUCCUGAUAUGUCACCUCCCCUGAGUCCUACAGCUCGCAAACUAGAGCAUCUCACGUCUAAGCUUCAGGAAAUUGAUGAGCAGCUACUGGCCAUACAGAACAUUGCUGACAACAUCGAGCAGGAUUUCCCCAGGCACGGAAUGGUUGAAGCAAUGGAUCACACUGAAUUAUAUUCUGGCCCUGAAUGUGAUCAAGUACUGCCUUCAAAAACCAGAAGCAUCUCUGACGAAGUGCAUUUCCUGACACAUUUGGGUGAAGAAGAGCGAAGUAAUGAAGAGAAAACUUCCGAGACUGAAUUGUCUGAAACAGAAAGUUACUCUAGUCAUAAGGCCUUUGUGUCUGCAUCUGCCACCUCAGCCGUCAGCCCUUCCACUGACCAGAAUACGGCUUCCACUGGUAUGAAUAACAGUCAUGAGUUGCAUGAGAGUGUUCCAGCAGAUCCGCUCCACAUGACUGGACUGAGCGAUAUUGCAGACAUCAUUGAUGACCUGAUUACAAAGGAUGGGGUCUCCAGUGAAGAGCUUGGCUUAACAGAACAGCAAGCUAAGACUUUCUCCAGGAUCCGGCACACUUCUGACAGACGUUCACAAAGAACUGAGAAGGAGAGGAGGGAGAUUCGCAUCUGGAUGAAAAGAAAACGAAAGGAGAGGAUGGCGGAGUACCUGGAUCAGCUGGCAGAAAAGAGAGGGCGGGAGCACGAGCCUUUCUGCCCCAGGACCCGUCCAUUUUACCUGACUUCACGGGAACUCAGGCGAAGACAGAAGAUGAAGCAUGAAAAAGACAGGUUGCUACUCUCUGAUCACUACAGUCGUCGAAUCUCACAAGCAUACAGUCUCAUGAAUGAACUGCUCUCUGAAUCUGCCCAGAAACCACUGCCUCAGAAAGGCAGAACUGCUCAGGUUCCCAGAAAGCACCGCUCAACUGGUCCAAACGGAACAAAUCAGUAUGGUCACAAUUUUCCAAUCAAUCGACCUGGCAAAAUCAGCUAUCAAACAAAACCGAGAGAUAGUGCAAACGGAAUCCCUCGGGAACAACAGUGUCACGGUUCACUUUGGCAAGGAGGCUCUGGAGCUCCAUGUCAUAGUCCUCAGCACACAAAAAAAUACAGACGUGCUGGGCAUGUGCCGCAAGCCAUGGAGGUGUGCAUAGAAUAUGAGAGAGAGGAAACUGUGCUGAGUCCCUGGACACUCCCUCCAGAGAUCCAUGAGAUUCUGCAUGCGAGCCAGGAUUCCCUUCUGAAAGGCUUGUCGCCAUCUGAAAAGGAAGAGCCAGAACCUUGUAUGGGGUUGAGCGGCAUGGACAGCGUGUCUGACAGCACUGGCAGCAUCCUCAGCAAGCUCGACUGGAACGCCAUUGACGACAUGGUGGCCGGAGUGGAGAACAGAAGUCCGUCUGUCCACUUGGCCAUGGGCCUGUGACCUGGAUAUCAUCCAUCCUUAGUCCAAGAAGGGAUAACCCCUUAGAUCGGCACUGAAAGACCUGUGGGUAUAAGGGAAAGGGGAGGAAGGAGGGAGUAAUGUAAACUUGUCACCUGCAGUCCAAUUAUUAUCUGGAUUAGCCAUUUCAUAUGGGAAAAUAAACAGUUUUGAUAAUUUCACUUCAUGGAAAAAGGGUUAAGUAUACAUUUAUUUUAAGGUUGGUUUUUGUUUGUUUGUUUUUUUUGCAUUUGACUCAUCUUGGCAAAAUAAAAAAGGCAAUUCCUUUCAAAUCAAGUUUGUAUAAUAUUUGAAGAACUUUCAAUAAAAAUCUUAUUUCCUGCCUCCUUCA